Messenger RNA from Trichoderma harzianum CBS 226.95, 2512 nucleotides. RefSeq lists its product as hypothetical. Bases 334 to 2166 code for a protein of 610 amino acids. The record is from RefSeq and is a predicted model, not a curated record. Lineage: Eukaryota; Fungi; Ascomycota; Sordariomycetes; Hypocreales; Hypocreaceae. The transcript has a single exon.
CCGCCGGAUCCUUCUCUCGGUUUUUUCUUCUUUCUUCUCUAGGCCGCUUCUUUCCUACAUCUUCAAAGUUGCUGGGCACUUCCUCUCCUUUUAAGCAUUUCCGAUACAUUUGGCAUUCUUCUUUCGCUCUUGUAUCAUUCCAUUCCUUUGUCACGACAGACAUUCGACAUUCUCUCGUGAUUCAAGUACAUAUACACUCAUUCGUUUCCAAGGUGCUCAGGUAUCACCGCUGCAACUAUUUUCAAUCGUCCUAGCGACCCUUGCAUAGCUCGUCGAAAGCAUUUCCUCGAUUUUGAUACAGUUUCGUUUUCCUAAAGUCACGGAUCAUUCAAUAUGAAGUUCACCACCACCACCGCGGCCGUUGCCGCCAUGGCUGGCAUUGCCGCCGCCGCCAAGGACAGCCGAACUUUCGCUGUUCUGCGAUUCACCAACAAGGGCUUGGUCACCACUCGUGCUGAUCCCAUUGUCAACCCCGGUGUUCCCUCUGGACACGUCCACAACAUCCUGGGUGGCAGCAACUUCGGCUUCUCCUCCACUGGUGCCGACCUCGUGAAGUCCAACUGCAGUACCGCUCUCGUCAAGGGUGACUACUCCAACUACUGGUACCCUACCCUCUACUUCCACGACCCCAAGACCGGCAACUUCGAGUACGUCGACGUUUACUACACCAACGUCUACUACUUCUUCGAGGCCACCAACGAUGAUAUCAAGGCCUUCCCCACUGGUCUUCAGAUGCUGGCCGGUGACUCCAUGUCCCGCACCGUUCCCGCUGCCGGCGGUGGUGACCAGCUCGACCCUUCCAAGGGCCCUAUUAACAACGUGCAGUUCACCUGCCCUCGUACCAGCUACAACCCUCCUUCAUACCCCGUCGGCUCUGACGGCUCCAAGGCUGGUAUGGUCGACCCCAACAACCAGGGCGCUGGUGUUGGUUUCCCCGAUGUUACUUGCGAUGGCAUGUACUCUCCUCUCCGUAUGGACCUUCACUUCCCCUCUUGCUACAACCCCGCCGCCGGCCUCACCAACUACAAGGAGAACAUGCAGUUCCCCACCGAUGCUGGUAACGGCAAGCAGGACUGCCCUCCUGGCUGGAUUCACACCCCUCACAUCUUCUUCGAGGUCUACUUUGACACUCAGCCCUACAAGGGCCGUUGGACCGAGAACCAGGGAACUCAGCCCUUUGUCCUCUCCAACGGUGAUGUUACCGGAUACGGUGCCCACGCUGACUUCAUGGCCGGUUGGGACGAGGAUCUCCUCCAGCACAUCAUUGACACUUGCGAUGCUGGUGACUCUGGUAUGGACCAGUGCCCCGGUCUCUUCUACGGCCUGAACAGCGGUGACUGCACCAUUGCCCCUCUCGUUAACGAGCAGGUUACUGGCACUCUCACCAAGCUCCCUGGUAACAACCCUCUCAGCGGCUUCAGCUACGGUGCUGCCCCUGCUAUGCCCGCUGGCGGUUCCGCUCCCGCUUCUUCCAGCAAGGCUGCUGCUCCUGCUUCCUCUAGCAAGGCUGCCGCUGCCUCCAGCAAGCCCGCCUCCUCUCCCUCCAGUAAGCCCGCCUCCUCUCCCUCCGGCAAGCCCGCCACCUCCCCCAGCAAGCCUGCCGCCACCAGCAACGUUGUCAACGCCGGCCAGCCCGCCAAGACCAUCGAAUCUGCCCCUCCUGCUUCUUCUCUCCCUGCUGCCGGUGGCGCUGGUAACGACGCCCAGUGCAGCGCCGCCAAUGUCCACACCGUUACUGAGACCAUUACAGUCACUGCUGGCACUCCUGCCGCCACUUCCGUUCCUUCCAAGGGCAACUCUGCUGCCGCUACCGUCGGUGGAUACACCUACGCUGGUUGCUACCAGGACAACAUCGGCCGUGUCCUCACCGGCGAUAUCCUGCCCAACCUUGGCCCCAUGACCAACGACAAGUGCGUUGCCAACUGUGUCAGCAAGGGAUUCUCCAUUGCUGCUACUGAGUACGGUGGCCAGUGCUACUGUGGCAACGAUCUCGUCGGCUCUUCCAAGCUCGCCGAGAGCCAGUGCAGCAUGGCCUGUGAGGGUAACUCCAAGGAGGUCUGCGGUGGAAGCUGGGCCAUCAGCGUCUACAGCAAGACCGGCGCCGUCUCCAUGAAGGCCGCCAAGCGUGCCGAGCACGUCCACCGCCACCGCAGCCUCCGCCACUAAGGGGUUGCUGGCUAUUUCGGCGCACUUGGGGAUUAUGAUCUGAGUGUUACGGAGUAUUUUGGUUUGAAGCGUUGCAUGGGAUUCCGGUGGGUUUAUGGUAGCGGGAUCUUGGAUAGGUUGGGGUCAGCAGCGGGUAUGAUAUCUGCUGACCUUUGGAGUGAUUUGUUGGAUACUUCGAUUCUUCCGUGUAUUUUUGAUGACAUAAUUUUCUACGAUUCUUGGUUUACUAUCUGGCAAGUCAGUUAGGGGCCUCCCGCGAGGGAAUUUGAAAGCAUUUAUCAAUCGAGGUCUAUGAAUGACUGGGUCUUAUAGAGUCUGAAUAAAAGUUUAUGAGCAAUUCAACCCA